Molecule: messenger RNA, 1353 nt
Organism: Sphaerulina musiva SO2202
Lineage: Eukaryota; Fungi; Ascomycota; Dothideomycetes; Mycosphaerellales; Mycosphaerellaceae
Product: CRAL/TRIO domain-containing protein
Exons: 2
Coding region: 1-1353 (450 amino acids)
Source: RefSeq, a predicted model, not a curated record
AUGGCGGCUCCAUACGGCAAUGCUCCCGGACGACCCGGUAACCUGACACCGGAGCAAGAGAGCAAGCUGAAGGAGAUGUGGAUUGCUCUCUCCGACGUUGCAGGAAUCGAUCACGCGACCAACGGCGGGACUCGCUCUCGAGCAUCCUCCGACAUCAGACCCGACUCAUCAGGCGGCGACACCCCCAACAAAAGGAAAUCGCGCUUCGGCCUGGGUCGCAGCAAGAAGGACAAGUCAGAAGACACUAACGGUGUGACCAACGACAAGCACGGCCAAACGAAAGAGUAUGAGCAGGCCCUGGCUUCCCUGAGCCCUGAACAGAUACGCGAUGCUCUGUGGACCUUCUCCAAACAUGACGAUCCCGAUGCUUUGCUCCUGCGCUUCCUGCGAGCACGAAAAUGGGAUGUUCAGAAUGCGCUGGUAAUGCUCAUCUCAACUAUGCAUUGGCGAUUGGUAGAGCAGCACGUGGACGAUGAUAUCAUGCUUCGUGGAGAGGGACAUGCUUUUCGGGAAAGUCAAAGUUCUAAUGCUGCCGAAAAGAAGGAGGGUGAUGAUUUUAUGGCGCAGCUGAGGAUGGGAAAGAGCUUCUUGCAUGGCGUGGACAAAGCCGGGAGACCUUGCUGUUAUGUGCGGGUGAGAUUGCAUAGACAGGGCGAGCAGAGUGAGAAGAGUCUGGAGCGCUUCACCGUACACACUAUAGAGACUGCGAGGAUGAUGCUGAGACCCCCUGUUGACACCGCGACCAUCGUCUUCGAUAUGACGGACUUCUCCAUGGCCAACAUGGACUACACUCCUGUCAAGUUCAUGAUCAAAUGUUUCGAAGCAAACUACCCCGAAUCGCUGGGUAGCGUCGUCGUCUAUAAAUCUCCCUGGAUAUUUCAAGGCAUCUGGAAAAUCAUCAAAGGCUGGCUCGAUCCCGUGGUGGCAUCGAAGGUCCACUUUGCUUCAAACGUCUCGGAUCUGGAGGAAUGGAUUCCACGAUCACAUGUCAUGAAGGAACUAGGCGGUGAUGAGGACUGGACAUAUUCAUACCCAGAGCCCCGGGAGGGAGAAGACAAUGCUAUGCAAGAUACGCAGACAAGGGACAAGUAUCUAGAAGAGAGGAAGGACUUGGCGGACCAGUACGAAAAGGCUACGAGCGCUUGGAUGUAUGGAGGGGAUGAUGGAAAGGAUAGGACGGAGCUGAGUAGGAAGUUGGCCGAGAACUACUGGAAACUCGAUCCUUUCUUGAGAGCCAGAAGCAUGUAUGAUCGUACGGGAGUGCUGAAGGAGGGUGGGAAAUUGGAGUUUUAUCCUAAGCAAGCGCCUGCUACGGCGCCGACGGCCACUACUGCGGACAAUGAUGUGGACUAG